Molecule: messenger RNA, 2154 nt
Organism: Saccostrea cuccullata (small rock oyster)
Lineage: Eukaryota; Metazoa; Mollusca; Bivalvia; Ostreida; Ostreidae
Exons: 6
Coding region: 1-2154 (717 amino acids)
Source: RefSeq, a predicted model, not a curated record
AUGACAUCCUCACUCUCCCUGGCGUAUCCCCUACUCGGUUCCUACGGCCAUAUUAAAAGUACUAAUGCUUUAAUAGAUUCAUCUCCAAGGUUUUGUGAUGUCGGUACAUCAACAGAUUUUGACAUUCCUUUAUUUCAGAGUCUUAUGAUGGACAAUGAAGCACUCUCGGCCUCAAACUCCGGCUCACUGUCAGGUGCCAAUGUGAUGGUAGAUGGUUAUCUGCGGGGAACGUGCAUCUCAAACAUCAGGAAAAGCCAUGCCAAUCCCUUCCAAAGUCCUGGUCAGUUGACGUUUUUAGAUGAAAACAGGCAGUCAAAAGGAAGUCAUGACAGACUCACUGAGCACAAUAGAACCGCAAGGAAAUUUCGCAAGUCGACAUCAAAUAUGAGGGAGUAUAACAUGCAGUAUAAUGGUCUCACAAUCAUUCCUUGGGAGGAGUUUGUGUCAAAUCCUACUCAGCUCAAUGAUUUGUUUCACUUAGAAAAGACUGGCUUCAUAACAUUUGACCCUGAUGAAGUAAACGUCUUCUUUCAUGCCACAAGAAUGAAUAAACCCCCGCUUGGCAAUAUCAGCGAAAACGGCAAGGCUUGGGUUUUGACCGUAGAAAAUAGCCGUGAACUUGAAGAGCUUAGAUUGUCACUUACGGAGAGAAUAUCAGUUUUUGGGUUGACCUUAGUCAGAAAACAAUCCAAACAAAAACAACGAGCCCCGUGUUUGCUGAUGCUCGAGCCCACUGGUGGCGUUCUUGGUGAGCAGCUGAAUGCCCAUAUAAUGAGGUGUUCAAAAAUCAUGGAGCAACAAGGAAAAUUUUGCAUUGAGAUAUCCUUUAAUGGGUCAGUUGAGCGAUGGUGCAGAAAAGUUACAUCGACAAAGUGUGAGUCAGUUGGUGCCAAACUUUUGAUUACAAAUGGUGAUGAACCUGAGAAUCUAAGGACCCUGGAGAACAUCCUCUGCUGUGUUAUAUGUCUUCCUAUUUGGGCAAUACAAACCGCAGUCAUCAAGUUGCAUCGAGAAGUUGCUUAUCAAGAUUUAUCUGCGUCAUUCGAUGCCGAGGAAAUUCUGUUGCAUGGUUCUGUUGGAGGCAUUCAGAAUCAGAGAAAGCAAUUAUUUAGAGAGCUUCCAACCUCCACAGUUUUCUACACGAAAUCCCAAGAAACCCCGACAGAAGAUCAGGGGCACAAAUACAUUUGCAUCAAGAAAUAUGAUAAAAAUUUUGCAAAUGUCUUAGAUGAUAAUAUAAGCCACGAAAAUCAGUACGAAACUACAAGUAUUUAUCAAAUGUUUGAAGAUAAACAUAAAAGAACUUCAUUCAAGCUUAAGGAAGAUAGGAAAUCACCAGAAUUGACGGUCAGUAGAAACACGGACAUAAAGAUUGCUCCACUGUCAAAACAGUUGCCAAGACAUUCCCGUAAGAGCAGCGACGACACAAACGAAGCACAUUCAGCAAGACACAGUGAAAAUACAGUCUCCCAAAUUUAUAUUGACCACACACAAGAUUUACACUGCAUCGAAACAUAUGACGAAAAAGAUGACGAUGAAAAUGAUUUGAUCACCACUAAAAUUCACGAACCUGUUAAACAAAAUCGUUUGCUUAAAUACGAGAGGAAAGAAUCUAAUGAUGAAAAGGAAAUUAGAAAAACACCAGUUGAAAAUGAAAUCUUUGGUAUAAGAGAUGACUUUACAAAAAGUAUAAAUUAUCAAGAUCAGCCCGAUAUUAUCGACGAUGUAUCUCCGAUUUCAGAUAGCAAUCGAUAUAGCGUUCAAAAUUCCUUCAGUGAAAGUGGAAAGGACAUCGUAGAAGACUUUGGCCAGCAAAAUGAUGUUAAAAAGAUCAAUACGAUUGAGGGUGUUGGACAAUUUGAAAAGUCUGGUGAUAAAUUUCAAGAAAAAACAAAUGGACUAGAUGAUGUUUCUUCUAACAACACCAAUGAAUGGGAUAUGGACAUUUCUGAUUUAGAAUCUGAAAGUUCAAUUGAAACAGAAACUGAAGUACAAUCAAAUACUGAUUCAAAUACUGAAGUGAAACAGCCACACCGCCAUAACAUUCAGAGGAGGAAGGGUCCAAGAUAUGACUCCAGAAGGAAGUAUCUCAGUGUACAUACCCCUAAAAGAAACCCAAGAACAAGUCUGUCAAACGCUGACAGUAUAGGAUAA